This is a messenger RNA of Pyricularia pennisetigena, 1509 nucleotides long. RefSeq lists its product as uncharacterized. Lineage: Eukaryota; Fungi; Ascomycota; Sordariomycetes; Magnaporthales; Pyriculariaceae. Bases 1 to 1509 code for a protein of 502 amino acids. Gene Ontology annotation, biological process: carbohydrate metabolic process. Gene Ontology annotation, molecular function: alpha-galactosidase activity. The transcript is spliced from 2 exons. The record is from RefSeq and is a predicted model, not a curated record.
AUGCUUGCUUCGGCGGUCCGCCUUCUGUUGGCAGGCCUCGCUACCUCCGCCUCAGCCUACAUUACCGCCUCGGGAGAAGUCGUCAUUCCUGGGGCGAGUUCAUACAAUGGCCUUAACCUGGUGCCACAGAUGGGCUGGAACAACUGGAACGCGUAUCACUGCGAUGUCUCCGAGGAGUUGCUGCUCAAAACCGCCGAGGCAAUGGUCACGUACGGUCUGCGUGACCUAGGCUACAACUACGUUGUCCUCGACGACUGCUGGUCCAUUGGCCGCAACGAGUCGGGCUACCUCCUGCACAACCCCGUCAAGUUCCCAAGCGGUAUGAAGGCAAUAGCCGACAGGCUGCACGCCAUGAACUUCAAAUUCGGCAUGUACAGCUCGGCCGGCGUCUUCACCUGCGGCCGCUUCCCGGGCAGUUUGGGUUUUGAGCAAAAGGACGCCGACACCUUUGCGAGCUGGGGGGUCGACUACCUGAAAUAUGACAACUGCUACAACCAAGGCCAGUCGGGAACGCCCCAGCUCAGCUUCAACCGGUACAACGUCAUGUCCAAGGCUCUCAACAACACAGGUCGCCCGAUGGUCUACGCCAUGUGCAACUGGGGCAACGACGACCCCUACGACUGGGCCUACACCAUCGCAAACAGCUACCGCAUGAGUGGGGACAUUUACGACAGCUUCCAGCGGCCCGACUCGCGUUGCCCAUGCACAGGGACGCCGUGUAACUGGCCCGGCUUCCACUGCUCGGUCAUGAACAUCCUCAACAAGAUGGCACCCAUCGUGUCACGCACCCAGCCAGGAGCCUUUAACGAUAUGGACAUGUUGGAGGUCGGAAAUGGCGGACAAAGCGACUCGGAAUACGUCGUUCACUUUUCCAUGUGGGCGUUGAUGUCCUCGCCGCUGCUCAUGGGGACUAACAUCCCCGGGCUGUCGCCCGCCCACCUUUCCAUCUUGUCCAACCCGGCCGUCAUCGCGCUGAACCAGGACGUGACUGGCACCGCGGCGGUGCGGAAGUGGCGAGAGGUUAUUACAGACGACGUCGACGACGACGGACAGGGCGAGAUCGCCCUCUGGACCCGUGUAAUGAACAACGGCGACACCGUCAUUGCUCUGAUCAACGCUGCCAACAGCUCGCGAACCAUGCGCGCCACGGCCAGGGAUAUCUUCCUAGACCAGGCCACUGCCGGCACCUACCUGCCUGCCCCGCAGCUGUCGACGCCCUACGAUGUGUACGAUCUGUGGGCCAACCGCAUGAGCAAUGACGAGGCCGCCUCGGUCAUCGCCGGGAAUGCUACCAGUAUCGGCGCCAAUAGCACCAGCGUCACCCGGUACAACGCCACGGCGUUGGGCUACGCGCAGGGCUUGGCUCAGAACCAUCCGGCAUUGUUCGGGAAGAAGGUUGGCCGUCUCGAGCCGGGUGGCGUCUGGGAGGUCCAAGUCGAGAGGCACAGCGUUGGUUUGUACAGACUCCGCAAUGCGACGCAAGCGUUGCGGAAAAGAGACGAGCUAUAA